AUGUCCGGCCGAAGUAUUGAGUAUGGACAGCUCCCGGAGUAUGAGAAGAGUCAGAUCAAAAGGACUUUGGAGCUGGGGACGGUGAUGACCGUAUACAGCCUCAAGAAAAGUAACCCGGAGAGAAGAACCAUUCAGGUCAUUAUGGAAACCAGGCAGGUGGCUUGGAGCAAAACGGCGGACAAGAUAGAAGGAUUUUUGGAUUUAACGGAAAUAAAGGAGCUCAGACCUGGGAAAAACGCGAAGGAUUUUGAGCGUGGAAAAGGGGCACGUCAAAAGGAAGAACAUUGCUUCACCAUUUUUUAUGGCUCUCAGUUUGUCCUCAACACUUUAAGCUUGGCAGCUGACUCAAAGGAGGAGGCUGACAAAUGGCUUUGUGGAUUGAGCAUUUUGCACCAGGAAGCUAUAAAUGCAGGCACCCCAGCUAUUACAGAGAGCUGGCUGAGGAAGCUGAUUUACUCGGUGGAUCAAUCCAGAAGAAACAGCAUCAGCCUGAGAGAGUUGAAAACAAUACUUCCCUCCAUCAACUUCAAAGUGAACAGCGUGAAGUACUUGAAAGAUAAGUUUGCGGAAAUAAAAGCUGCUAAAGAAGAACUUAGCUUUGAGCAAUUUCAUCUUUUCUACAAGAAGAUUAUGUUUGACCAACAGAAAUCGGUUCUGGAUGAAUUCAAAAAGGAUUCUACUAUGUUUCUCUUAGGAAACACAGAUCGGCCAGAUGCCUCAGCAGUACAUUUACACGAUUUUCAGAGGUUUCUCCUACAUGAGCAGCAGGAAUCUUGGGCACAGGAUCUUAAUAAAGUAAGAGAACGGAUGUCCAAAUUUAUAGAUGACACUAUGAGGGAAACAGACGAACCUUUCCUCUAUGUUGAUGAGUUUCUUACCUACCUUUUUUCGAAAGAAAACACCAUUUGGGAUGAGAAGUAUGCUUCAGUGGACCCACAAGACAUGAAUAAUCCUUUGUCGCAUUACUGGAUUUCUUCUUCCCAUAAUACUUACCUCACUGGAGAUCAGCUUCGUAGUGAAUCUUCCCCAGAAGCCUACAUCAGAUGUCUCCGAAUGGGGUGUCGAUGUAUUGAGUUGGAUUGCUGGGAUGGUCCUGAGGGGAAGCCCAUUAUCUAUCACGGAUGGACACGAACGACCAAAAUUAAAUUUGAUGAUGUCGUGCAGGCAAUCAAGGACUAUGCAUUUGUAGCAUCUGAGUACCCAGUGAUCUUGUCAAUCGAGGAGCAUUGUAGUGUGGAGCAGCAGCGUCACAUAGCAAAGGUGUUCAGGGAAGUGUUCGGAGACCAGCUUCUAGCAAAGCCCGUUGAAGCCAGUGCUGAUCAGCUCCCGUCCCCAACUCAGUUGAAAGGGAAAGUCAUCAUCAAGCAUAAAAAAUUGGGACCCAAAGGUGACGUAGAUGUGAACACAGAAGAUAAGAAAGAGGAAAAGAAACAACAAGGGGAACUAUACAUGUGGGACACCAUUGACCAGAAAUGGACUCGUCAUUACUGUGCUGUAGCCAAUGGAAAGCUCUCCUUCAGUGACGAUAUAGAACAGAAUGCUGAGGAAGAACCCCCAAAGGAAGCGAAAAGCACGGAGCUACACUACGGCGAGAAAUGGUUCCACGGGAAGAUGGCGGAAGGCAGGACCACAGCCGAAAAGCUCCUGCAGGAAUAUUGCGCUGAAAUGGGUGGCAAAGACGGGACCUUUUUGGUCAGGGAGAGCGAGGCCUACCCAAACGAUUACACCCUCUCGUUCUGGAGAUCAGGUAGAGUCCAGCACUGCCACAUCCGCUCUUCUUCCGAUGGAGACAGCAUAAAAUAUUACCUGACCAAUAACCUCACCUUCGACAGCAUUUCUGACCUAAUCCAGCAUUACAAAGAAGCCCAUUUACGCUGCGCUGAGUUUGAGCUGCGCUUGACUGACGCCGUCCCGAAUCCCAAACCUCACGAAUCUAAGGAUUGGUAUUACAGCAACCUGAGUCGUGGAGAAGCAGAAGACAUGUUGAUGCGGAUUCCAAGGGAUGGAGCCUUCCUGAUAAGGAAGAGAGAUGAACUGGAUUCCUAUGCCAUAACUUUCAGAGCGGAGGGGAAAGUGAAGCAUUGUCGAAUUAAACAAGAAGGCCGACUCUUUGUCUUGGGAACCUCUGCUUAUUUUGAGAGUUUAGUGGAGCUGGUGAACUACUAUGAGAAGCACCCCUUGUACAGGAAGAUGAGGCUGCGCUAUCCAGUGACUGAGGAACUUCUGGAGCGUUAUAGCAUGGAGAAAGAUCCUAGCUCUUUAUACGAAGUCAAGAUGUACGUGGAGCCCACCGAAAUAACACCUUCUGUGCCCCAGAGAACGGUUAAAGCCUUGUACGACUAUCAAGCUAAGAGAGAUGAUGAGCUGACAUUUUGCCGGGGAGCUUUAAUUCAUAACGUAUCCAAAGAAAGUGGUGGCUGGUGGAAAGGCGAUUAUGGAUAUAAAGUUCAGCGUUAUUUUCCAUCCAAUUACGUUGAAGACAUGUCAUCUGACAAUAUGGAGGAGCUUGAGAACCAGAUCUUUGAGGACAACCCCUUAGGGUCACUAUGUCGGGGAAUUCUGGAUCUCAAUUUAUAUACAGUGGUGAAAAUGCCUCAAGGGAACCACGGGAAGGGUUUUGUCUUUGUCCUGGAGCCCAAGAGUCUUGAAGACCCUCCCGUUGAGUUUGCCACCGAUAAAGUAGAAGAGUGGUUUGAAUGGUUUCAGAGCAUCAGAGAAAUCACCUGGAGAACUGCUGAAGAGAAAACUUUAAAAGGAUACUUGGAAAAGAAGCAGUUAAUUGCCAUGGAGUUGUCUGACUUGGUAAUCUACUGCAUACCCACAAGCAAAACCAAAGACAGCCUCGAUAAUCCCAGUUUCAAAGAAAUUCGCUCUUUUGUGGAAACCAAAGCAGACAGCAUUAUCAAGCAGAAACCGCUUGACCUGCUGAAGUACAAUCAGAAGGGGCUGACUCGAAUUUAUCCCAAAGGGCAAAGAGUGGAUUCCUCAAAUUAUGAUCCUUUUCGCUUCUGGUUUUGUGGGGUGCAGAUGGUGGCUCUCAAUUUCCAGACACCAGAUAAAUACAUGCAAAUGAAUCAAGCUUUGUUCGCACUGAACGGUUGGACCGGCUACGUGCUGCAGCCAGAAGGCAUGAGAAAUGAGGCUUACGAUCCGGUGCUAAACGAAUGCAAGAAAAAGCUGCAAAUGAUUUUGACCGUGAGGGUCAUUGCUGCUCGACAUCUUCCCAAGUCUGGCAGAAGUAUCGCCUGCCCGUUUGUAGAGGUGGAGAUCUGUGGGGCGGAAUAUGACAACAAUAAGUUCAAGACAACUGUUGUGAAUGACAAUGGUCUUAACCCAGUUUGGGCACUUCAGGAGCAAGUGAAAUUUGAAAUUUAUGACCCUAACAUAGCAUUUCUACGCUUCGUUGUCUAUGAAGAAGACAUGUUCAGUGACCCCAAUUUCUUAGCACAUGCGACUUUUCCAAUCAAAGGAGUCAAAUCAGGCUAUCGGUCAGUCCCCCUCAAAAACGGAUAUAGUGAAGACAUGGAGCUGGCUUCUCUUCUGAUAUAUUGUGAGAUGCAGCAGAUCUUGGAAAGCGAGGAAGAUCUGUAUUCCUCCUUUCGGCAACUGCGUCAACGGCAAGCAGAACUGAACAAUCAGCUGUACGACACUCGACGAAACACCCGGAGUCCCAGUCGGGAUGCUUUGCUGAGAGAGUUCAGCGCAAACGAGGGCCAGCUGCAGGUCUAUCAGGAAACCUGCAACAAGAGAUUGAAAGAGAAAAGAGUCAGCAAUAGCAAAUUCUAUUCCUAGCAAUCCGAGUUUCCUUGGGUGGGUGAUUUUGAAAGCCACCUGGUGAAACUGUGUUUUCUGGAACAGAAGGCAAGCGCAGCGUGCCUCGACCGGAUUAAAUUUUUUGAAACGGCAUCCUAACAAGCAAAAGAGGUUAAACCAUCUGCUGCAUUAUGGACCGUGCCUGGUUAUACCUAUGCAACAGCUAGAAAAAUGUCAGAAAAGGAAAAAACCAACAACUUUUUGUGUGUGCAUGUUUUUUUAAAAAAGCUGUAAGAUCCAUUUCUCUUUACGAGGCGGGAGCGUUAUUUAUUUUUAAAUGUACGUGUACGUCAAAGGAAUGAGUGUAUGUAUAAGGCUGAAUGGCACUAAAUUUGCAAGAGAUUUGUACAAUUUUAGGAGAUUAAAACAGGGGCGACUAUAAAUGUAUAUAUUUUGUCUAGGUGACUUUGUAAAAUGGCUAUUUCUGUGGCAUGUUUGAAGGCCCUGGCGCAUAUUAAAAAUGAUUAUCCUGUU
This is a messenger RNA of Protobothrops mucrosquamatus (brown spotted pit viper), 4287 nucleotides long. It is a transcript of the gene PLCG2, whose product is annotated as phospholipase C gamma 2. Lineage: Eukaryota; Metazoa; Chordata; Lepidosauria; Squamata; Viperidae. The transcript has 33 exons. The record is from RefSeq and is a predicted model, not a curated record. Gene Ontology annotation, molecular function: protein binding; phosphatidylinositol-4,5-bisphosphate phospholipase C activity. Bases 1 to 3792 code for a protein of 1263 amino acids. Gene Ontology annotation, biological process: phosphatidylinositol-mediated signaling; phospholipid catabolic process; positive regulation of epithelial cell migration.